Molecule: messenger RNA, 687 nt
Organism: Fusarium keratoplasticum
Lineage: Eukaryota; Fungi; Ascomycota; Sordariomycetes; Hypocreales; Nectriaceae
Exons: 5
Coding region: 1-687 (228 amino acids)
Cellular component (GO): plasma membrane
Molecular function (GO): acetate transmembrane transporter activity
Source: RefSeq, a predicted model, not a curated record
AUGGCCACCAAGAGUGUUGAAGAGCUUCACUCUCCCGUAUCCCACGCUCCCAGCAUGGUCCAUCAGAUCGGAAACCCUUCGCCCAUGGCUAUGGGAACGUUUGCCACCACCCUGCUGACCCUGUCCCUAUCCAUGAUGGGCUUCCGUGGGGUAGAGACACAGACUGUCUUCAUUGCCAAUCUGUGCUUCGCUGCCGGACUUGGAAUGCUCAUCUCUGCCCAGUGGGAGAUUGCCAGGGGUAACUCGUUUGGCUAUGCCUAUCUGAGUGCCUACGCUUUCUUCUAUGGCGGCUACGGUGUUAUCCUCUGCCCAUCGCUUGGCGUCCUCCAGUCAUACGGUGGAGCGACCGCAGAGUACCACAAUGCUCUCGGAUUCUACGUUCUCAUCUGGGCGGUGCUAUCCCUCUUCUUCAUGCUCGCAUCUGCACCCACCAACUUGGUCUCGUUUGGCAUCUUCACCACUAUCUUCUUCUGCUUCCUUUUCGACGCCGCUUCCAACUUUGCCCUCGCUGACGGCCACGAGAGCAACGCCAAGGGCUUGAUGCAGGCGGGAGGAGCCUUUGGCUUCAUCUCCGGCCUCCUGGGCUUCUACAGCUGCGCCGCAGGAAUGUGCGCGGAUGCUCUGCCUUUCACCCUUCCCGUUGGUGACACUUCGCGCUUCUUCAAGAAGAACCACAAGACCCUGUAA